AUGAAACGAAUACUCUUUUCCUCACGGAUUGCUUGUAGCUAUAGAACUGGAUCUAAAAGUGAUUGGAUGAGAGUGCUGACUGUUCGGAAAUUUGGUUCAACAUCUCAUAAAUAUGAAUUAUCGAAAAUCUUCCCCUCUGCUGCUACUGCGCUUGAAGAUAUCAAGUCUAAUACGACAAUUCUCUUUGGAGGCUUUGGACUUUGUGGAGUGCCAAAUACCCUAAUUAAUGAACUCACUAAAAAGCCACACAUUUCUAGUAUCACAGCUGUAUCCAACAAUGCCGGAACUGAUACUUCAGGGCUAGGUAAACUGUUGGCUACUAAGCAAAUUAAGAAAAUAAUCGCGAGCUACAUCGGUGAGAACAAGACAUUCGAAAAAAUGUAUUUAAGCGGAGAAAUCGAGUUGGAACUCACACCCCAAGGUACUUUAGCUGAGAGAUGCGCUUGUGGGGGAAAGGGAAUACCUGCAUUCUAUACACCUGCAGCAGUCGGCACAGUGGUUCAGACAGGUGAUCUUCCUUUAAGCCAUGAUGCAAACGGGAAGCCCCUAAAAUAUUCAACCCCUAAAGACGUUAAGGUUUUCGAUGGGAGGCCACAUCUUCUCGAGAACUCAAUCAGAGGAGAUUAUGCUUUUAUAAAAGCCUGGAAAGCUGACAGGCUGGGAAACUGUCAGUUUCGUCUCACAGCAAACAACUUCAACGGUGUCAUGGGUCGAUGUGCCGAUAUGACAGUUGUGGAAGCAGAAAAUAUAGUUGAGCUUGGAGAAAUAUCACCUGAAGCUGUAAACCUACCUGGAAUAUAUGUUAGUCGCGUUAUCAAAUCUACAACUCCAAAAGAAAUCGAAAAAUAUACCUUUUCAACAAGUUCAAGUGUUUCCAGUAUCGAAAAUUCUCUUGGCCACGGGCCAACAAAAGAGAGACGUAAGAGAAUUGUAAGAAGGGCCGCCAAGGAGUUCAAGAAUGGUAUGUAUGCAAAUCUGGGUAUUGGAAUGCCAAUGUUAGCACCAGCAUUUGUUGGACCAGAGAUUGAUGUACAACUCCAAUCUGAGAAUGGGGUAAUUGGCCUAGGUCCUUACCCUAUCAAAGGAACUGAGGAUGCAGAUCUCAUUAACGCCGGCAAGGAAACUGUCACACUCAAUGUAGGCGCUUCAGUGUUUGGAAGUGAAGAAAGCUUUGGCAUGAUUCGAAGCGGUCGUAUAGAUCUCAGUAUUCUUGGUGCUAUGCAGGUCAGUGGCAACGGAGAUCUAGCAAGUUGGAUGCUACCAGGAAAAAUAAAGGGAUUUGGGGGCGCAAUGGAUCUAGUCAGUAAUCCAAAACGGACAAAGGUAAUUGUAACUAUGGAACAUACAGAUAAGCAAGGCAGACCAAAAAUUCUUCGGCAAUGCACCUUUCCAUUAACAGGUAAAUCCUGUGUUUCUUUGAUUAUUACGGAUUUAGGUGUGUUUGAAGUGAAUUUUUCGACAGGAUUGACUCUCAUUGAGAUUGCAGAAGGGAUCACAGUAGAAGAAAUUCAAAGCAAGACAGAAGCUUCAUUUGUAGUUUCUGAAAAUCUUAGACUUAUGCUGUAA
Messenger RNA from Blumeria graminis f. sp. triticale, 1566 nucleotides. The record is from the annotation of a GenBank genome assembly. Lineage: Eukaryota; Fungi; Ascomycota; Leotiomycetes; Helotiales; Erysiphaceae.